AUGUCUUCGCCGCGUAUCAGCUCGACUUCUGUGAAGAAAGGCACCUGUGCCACCGCAGCCAACAAGGUUGCCGCGAGAGCUGCUACUUCCGCAAUACCACAGGGCUCCCUCAAGAUCAGCUGUUGGCUGUUAGUGCUCACUGUAAUGACUGUGGCGGUGUAUAUGAUCUUGAUACCAUCUUCGCGUAGACAGGAUAGCCCGGUGGGCACCCUGAUUGAUGUGGACGAUGACGAAGUGGGUCGCGACAGGGCCAGUGUCAACGUACGGCCGCCCGUACGUACCCCUGUGCCAGCCAUAAGAGGACGGCUGGCAUCGUCCAAGCACAUUUCCACCACCGAGGCCAUGGAAGCUGAAUCCGACAGUGAUGCCAGCGUGGCCGACAAUACAACUGAAAUGAUGAAUGCGCCCCAGAUUGUCGUUCGUAAUGAGUCACGUGGCCCCUGCACGGAGCAAGCACAGUUCGGCGUCUGCACGUACGAGAACAACCACGAAUUCUUCUUCGACAUCGAGAAGCAAGAGUGUCGUUCGAAAGCUCGGCAGCUGCCUCCCUCCUGCCUGGCUGGACAGAACCGGUUCAAGUCUUUUCGAGACUGCAGGCUCGCUUGCAUGGACCAGGUUCCAGAACAAAGGUGCCAAGUCGAACCACGGUACCGGAGCUGUGCACCAGAAGAUAUCGUGCGGCAGUGGUGGUACCUGAAGCGCGGACGAUGUCACUUAUGGAAGUUCCCGAAUUCCAACUGUGUGUCGCCAAGAUUGGCCCUGUUCGAGCGCGAGGAAGACUGCCACAACCUGUGCGUGGCGGGAAAGCCGAUUGCUCGACAUCCGUCCUGUACCGAGACCCCCGUGCAGCACGUGUGCACGGCGCUCCAUAUGGUCUACCCGGUUCUGGCCAGGCCACACCAGAAAAGACUCACCUGCAUCCAGACAGACCAUUCGGAACCGAAGUGCCUGACGGGAUCUAAUCGGUUUCGCACUGAGGAUGCCUGUCGGAAAGCAUGCCUGCAGACUUGACAGUCCUGCUACAUCUGACGUCGCUGAUGAACUUUUUGCGCGUUAAAGCAUUAGGCAUGAUAAACGAACAUUGACCGAGGAAUCUCUUUCCAUUAUCUAUAUGAAACUUUUUCGCGUUAUUACUAGUCAUAAGUUUGUAGGUACAUGUCGGGUAACUGAAGCCGGCUAUACUCGUGAAACAAUCUAAGUUAAAACGCUUUCUUGCAUGACACUGCAUAUUUCAGUUACUGUGUCAUGGUAGAGAAAAACUGCAAUAAGCAAAAGAGGAGUGCUAGUGAAAUAAGCGAGGCUGAUACAUCGAUGUACUCGGUGUAUUGGCCUAACUUCUGUUCUGCCAAGAAAACUAAAAUCUCCUGCACUUUGCA
This is a messenger RNA of Rhipicephalus microplus (southern cattle tick), 1376 nucleotides long. RefSeq lists its product as uncharacterized. The record is from RefSeq and is a predicted model, not a curated record. Gene Ontology annotation, molecular function: serine-type endopeptidase inhibitor activity. Lineage: Eukaryota; Metazoa; Arthropoda; Arachnida; Ixodida; Ixodidae.